UCAUAUCCGACAGUCUCCUCACUUCCGGAAGAAGCGGAAAACAACAGUGUGGAUUCACAUCUCACUUUCGGCAAAAAAAUCGACUAGGAAAACAGAGACAGACAUUUAGAUUCAGGUCUUCUUAUUGACACUGAACUGAAGUGUCGACAUGUUUUCCUUCCACGUCUUCGACCCGCUGUCCCGGGGUUUCCAGAACCGGUUCUCCACUCAGUACCGCUGCUACUCGGUGUCCAUGCUGGCCGGUCCCAAUGACCGCUCCGACGUGGAGAAAGGAGGCAAAAUAAUAAUGCCACCUUCAGCUCUCGACCAGCUCAGCAGGCUUAAUAUCACAUACCCGAUGCUGUUCAAGCUGACCAACAAGAACUCAGACAGACAAACGCACUGUGGUGUCCUUGAGUUUGUGGCAGAUGAAGGAAUCUGCUACCUGCCGCACUGGAUGAUGCAGAACCUUCUGCUGGAGGAAGGUGGUCUUGUCCAGGUGGAAAGUGUGGACCUCAUGGUGGCGACUUACUCAAAGUUCCAACAGAGCCCCGACUUUCUGGACAUCACAAACCCUAAGGCAGUACUGGAGAACGCUUUGAGAAACUUUGCCUGCCUGACAACUGGUGAUGUCAUAGCGAUCAACUACAAUGAAAAGAUCUAUGAGCUGCGAGUGAUGGAGACCAAACCCGACAAAGCCGUGUCGAUCAUCGAGUGUGAUAUGAACGUGGAUUUCGAUGCUCCUUUGGGUUACAAAGAGCCUGAACGUCGACCUCAGCACCAAGAAGAACCAACUGAGGAAGAAGGCGAUCCCGCCAGUUACGCUGACAUGGACACAGGAUUCAGAGCGUUCACCGGCUCUGGAAACCGUUUGGAUGGUAAACUAAAAGGGAUUGAGCCCAGCCCUGCUCCUCUUGGCCCAAGCGAUAUCAAAAGGGGCAUUCCCAACUACGACUUCAAAAUUGGCAGGAUCACUUUCAUCAGGAACUCGAAGCCUCUGCCGAGGAAGUUUGUAGAAGAUGAUGACGCUUUCAGAUUCAUCGCCUUCUCUGGAGAAGGACAGUCACUACGCAAGAAGGGCAGAAAGCCUUAAAGGUUUUUGUGGGAAUGGACUGGCUGAUGUGCACAAACCCACCAGAUCUAGUGUCACCUUCUACAGCAAACUUAUUAAAAAAAAAAACUGGCCCUGAGAUGCAGUGGGACUUUUUCUAUCUCAUUGAAAAGAAGAGAUGUUUGCUCUGGGUUGUGUUGUUGAUGACGGGGAUGUUCAUCUUAAAAAAAAAAAAAAAAAAAGCUGAGCUGCAUAAAAUAAUGUAAUGUAAAUUUGGUAUCCACACGCCCAGGGUGACUGUUUUGAGUGAGGCAUAACAGAAAUAUAUCCACACACCAUCAACACAAAGAAUGACUUGUGAAGAAUCGUAUCACUGUUGUUGCUUUUGAAACACCUGACUCUUCCCUUCCCCCCUUUUUUUUCCUUUUUUCCAAGAGUUUCAUUUUAAUUCACUUUAAAUAUACUGCUAUCCCCCAUAAUUCUGAACAAUAAAAGCUGGAUGCUCUUGUUUUUGAUGAUAAAGUAUUUUAAGUUUUAAUCUUUUUUUCUGAGUUUAAAGAUUAUUUCAAAGUGUUUUCCUUUGUUUCUGGUUUAUUUAUAGACAAAUAAAGGACUGUGUAUUGAAAUGGA
Messenger RNA from Labrus bergylta (ballan wrasse), 1660 nucleotides. It is a transcript of the gene ufd1l, whose product is annotated as ubiquitin recognition factor in ER associated degradation 1. Gene Ontology annotation, molecular function: polyubiquitin modification-dependent protein binding. Gene Ontology annotation, cellular component: VCP-NPL4-UFD1 AAA ATPase complex. Lineage: Eukaryota; Metazoa; Chordata; Actinopteri; Labriformes; Labridae. The record is from RefSeq and is a predicted model, not a curated record.